AAUAUCUUGCCGACGGACUGGUCCUACGAGGUAAAGAGUCGUCCUGCGUCCCUACAGGUCAAGCGAUAGUUGGUGUUAUUUACUUUGUUAAUUAUGAAUACCCGUACAGUUGUCGUGUGUUUGUGUGCGGCAGCAUUAUGCCACACCGAACAGACCUUUGCUCAUGAACAUGUCAGUGUUUGUUCUCAGUCAGACGACGGCUGGAUACCACAUAGCUGCAUGCAUGUGACCCUCAACUCGACUGUCACAGAGGAAUGGAUGAUGACACACCAGACGAGGCCUCUGCGGAGCUCAGGACCAGGCACCUCGGAGGAUGGGGUGUUGCUCAGAUAGCUGCUGGCACUGGGCUUGCUGUAUAUGCUAUGUGGGUGGGAAUCCUCCAGCCUGGCUUCCGAAGAGUCCCCUUGAAGCUGCAGGUCCCUUAUACUCCUGCCAGCAAAGCUCAAGUAGGCAAUGUAAUGACAUUGCUGAGAGGUCGAAAGGGAGGCCUCGUGGACUUGGGAUCUGGUGAUGGUCGUAUUGUCUUGGAAGCCCAUCUGCAGAGUUUCGCUCCUUCUGUUGGUUAUGAGCUCAACCCCUGGCUUGUUCGCCUGGCCCGCUUUUAUGCGUGGAGGGCAGGUCAUCAUGAAAAAGUGUCGUACCGAAGGGAAGAUCUCUGGAAGGUCGACUUGACAAAAUGCAAGAAUGUCACAGUGUUUUUGGCUCCUAGCGUGCUUUUAUUAUUGCAGCAGAAGUUGCAGGCUGAGCUGCCUGAUGAUGCUAUGGUGGUAGCUGGUCGUUUUCCCUUCCCUGACUGGACACCCUGCAGGAUUGAAGGACAUGGUGUGGACAGAGCCUGGGCAUAUAGCAUGCAAGCACAAAGACAGCACAUCCUCAAGAAAAAUGAUAAGCUCACAGUCACUGAUAGCAACAAUGAAGUAACCAAUGAGAAAGAAACCAUUUGAAGCUACAUGGAUGUCUUUUCCCCUCUAAAAUGGUGACAUGGCACUAUACUGUAUAUGACUGACUUACUCCUGAUCCUUCACUGGAAUAUGGAGAAUGUUUAACAUAACUUGACUGUCUGUCAGACUACAUCCAGUUGUAGAUGUUGUCAAAAAAGUAUUCAAACUACUUUACUGUGGCCCUGAAAUGACAGGGAUCAGAAAACAUGUAGGUUUUUGCACAAAUGCCAAUUUUCUGCUCUUUUGAUGGAGGGGAUCCUUCAUAAUGCUUUCUGUAACCACACCUUUACCUCCAGAAUACUAUAAAUGUUUUAGGGAUUACCUACCUUUUUAAAUGUUGUUUUAAAUGCCAAACAACUGAUUAUUUACUUAUUUUCUUAUAUUGAUUGUUAUUUGUUAGUACUUGUUGUCCUUGAGCAAGGCACCUAACCCCUAACUGAUCCUGGAGUGUCUCUACGUAGCAGCCCAUCACUCCACCUGUAUGUGCACUAUUAUUAUUAUUAUUUUGGGCCUGUGUGUGUGUGUGUGUGUGUGUAAAACAUUAAGGGGGAAAAUAAUUUCCUCAUUAGGGAUUAAUAAAGUAUAUCUUCUUCCUCUUCUAUUUCUUAUGCGGGCCUACAUAUAAUUAGACAACUUCAUAGGAAAUUUUGAAAGGAGGAACUAAAAGUUUAAAAGCUUUGUGGGUUUGGUCAAAGGCACUUAGUGCUGUGGAAAUGUCUUUGUGUCAGCAGCUGUGGAUUGUGACUCAUCAGGCUCUGGAUGUCAAAAGUGACUCGUGUUUUUUUGUUUUGUUUUUUAAUCUCACCGCCAGAUUGUAAAUUCUCUUCAUGUUCUACAGCAGUAUGACAUAGUUACCUCUGUAUACAUUUUUUUGGGUGUGUGUGUGUGUAAAUUAUUAUCCAGUCAGUUUGUUAUUGGCUGUUGCCAAAAAAUCUCUUUAUUCUCUUGAAUUGUAUGUUUUUACUUUGCUGCUAUAGUUUCUGCAAUAAAAGUAAUUGCUCUAAUCUCUA
Morone saxatilis (striped sea-bass) is the source of this 1951-nucleotide messenger RNA. RefSeq names its product adenine nucleotide translocase lysine methyltransferase (gene antkmt). Gene Ontology annotation, cellular component: mitochondrion. Gene Ontology annotation, biological process: regulation of mitochondrial ATP synthesis coupled proton transport; peptidyl-lysine trimethylation; positive regulation of proton-transporting ATP synthase activity, rotational mechanism. The record is from RefSeq and is a predicted model, not a curated record. Bases 255 to 944 code for a protein of 229 amino acids. The transcript has 6 exons. Lineage: Eukaryota; Metazoa; Chordata; Actinopteri; Moronidae. Gene Ontology annotation, molecular function: protein-lysine N-methyltransferase activity.